AUGGUAGGCAAACACGGACUCCCUUCAGGCAUCCUGGGAGCCCGUAUGUCUCCGGAUCGCAAGAAACAGAGGGAUCUUACGCAUAACAUAACCGGGGAUGGUCCUGCUAGCCCUCGGCGCCGACAACGCGUCCACUCAAAGCCCUUCACCAAGGCCAACGCAAAGGCUCUGUAUCACCAGAUGCAAGGCUUUGAGGAUCAAUACCGAAAAGAAGGGUGCAAAGCUCCCAAGAACGCGUCUCCAAAACACAUCGACCUCUGCAUUGCUCGCGGCACCCUCCACCUUCGUCACCGCGAGAUCCGCGAUACCCUCUACCACGCCUUCUACGCCGACGCCUCCCGAACUCUCCGCCCCGCCUCACGGAUCUACCGCCAUCUGGUAGAUUACCGCGCCGCCCUCACCCGCCACCAAGCCCUCUGGUACCAUCGUAAAGCUCUCCGCCGCACCCUCAGCUCCACCCGCGCCCUCAAGCAGAAGAUAUUGGAGCUCGCGGUCGCCGAAGCCGCCGACGACGCGGACACCGAACGGGACCUCCGCGACAAGCACGACCCGUCUUGCGAGCGGGUCGGCUUCGCGAAGAGGAAGAAAUGGUACCAGACUGUCAAGAAGGACAUGCGAAAGAGGGGGCAGUGGAUUUCCAAAGAGGCGCCUGGCCCAGGAGUCGAGUGGGAGCCGGCGAAUGUACAUGAGAGCCCGGGCGUGAGAGUCAAGUUCUUCAACCCCGUGGCCGGGGGUUGGAUCUUGCCGCGACAUAUCAAGAAAGAAGAUGACUUUGGAGUGUAUUUGAAUCAGAUGGGCUUGCGGUUCAGUCCGGUCUCGCGUCACCCAGAGGAUCAGCCGUGGGCUUGA
Messenger RNA from Colletotrichum spaethianum, 849 nucleotides. RefSeq lists its product as uncharacterized. Bases 1 to 849 code for a protein of 282 amino acids. NCBI's taxonomy places the organism in Eukaryota, Fungi, Ascomycota, Sordariomycetes, Glomerellales, Glomerellaceae. The record is from RefSeq and is a predicted model, not a curated record. The transcript has 2 exons.